This is a messenger RNA of Cebus imitator (Panamanian white-faced capuchin), 1180 nucleotides long. RefSeq names its product GINS complex subunit 2 (gene GINS2). The record is from RefSeq and is a predicted model, not a curated record. Gene Ontology annotation, biological process: DNA replication; double-strand break repair via break-induced replication. Gene Ontology annotation, cellular component: nucleus; GINS complex. Lineage: Eukaryota; Metazoa; Chordata; Mammalia; Primates; Cebidae. The transcript has 5 exons. Bases 100 to 657 code for a protein of 185 amino acids.
GCUCUCGCUGUGGCGGGAAAACAGCAGCCGCGGCUUCACCUCCGGGACGCAGAGGGGCCAGAAAAGCCUGUGAGGCCCCGGCUGGCUAGUUGCGCCGCCAUGGACGCGGCCGAGGUGGAGUUCCUGGCCGAGAAGGAGCUGGUUACCAUCAUCCCCAACUUCAGUCUGGACAAGAUCUACCUCAUCGGGGGGGAUCUGGGGCCUUUUAACCCAGGUUUACCAGUGGAAGUGCCCCUGUGGCUGGCAAUUAACCUGAAACAAAGACAGAAAUGUCGGCUGCUCCCUCCGGAGUGGAUGGACGUGGAAAAGUUGGAGAAGAUAAGGGAUCAUGAACGAAAGGAAGAAACUUUCACCCGAAUGCCCAGCCCUUACUACAUGGAACUUACCAAGCUGCUAUUAAAUCAUGCUUCAGAUAACAUCCCGAAGGCAGACGAAAUCCGGACCCUCGUCAAGGACAUGUGGGACACUCGUAUAGCCAAACUCCGAGUGUCUGCUGACAGCUUUGUGAGACAGCAGGAGGCACAUGCCAAGCUGGAUAACUUGACCUUGAUGGAGAUCAACACCAGCGGGACUUUCCUCACACAAGCGCUGAACCACAUGUACAAACUACGCACAAACCUCCAGCCUUCGGAGAGUACCCAGUCUCAGGACUUCUAGAGAAAGGCCUGGUGCAGGCGGCUUACUGGGGCAUGAGUGCUCAGGACAUGAGGUACUUGUGGUUCUGGCUCUGGAAAUACUUUUGAAUGCAUGAAAAACGUGUGAAGGUGCAAGGAAUGGAUUCGUGAUAUUGCUGGAGAAGCAAGUUUGUGAUUUGUCGUUAAAACUUAGCUCCCUGGGACAGUCUUCAAUUCCACAUCUGAUUCUAGAAACUAGCCUUUCUCCCCCUCCCCCUUUUGAGGAAGAAAAAAGCUUUAGGCAAGUAAGUUAUUCUCUCUAGCAGGGCCACUUGGGUCUCCUGUGUAGAAACCGCCACACUUGGGUAAAUGUUCAGUGACCGUUAGGUGUAAAUACAGCGGGAGCGCCAUGUGGCCAAGGGCUUUUUUCCCCCCUUUUUGAUCCUAAUUUUCGUGGGCUAAAUUUAGACUCUCCCAUAGAGGUGGCUCCCAGAGGAUGGCAGAUGGUGCAGCUAAGGCUGCUGACCAAAAUGAGCCCGGACCCACAAUAAAAACGGACUCGGCUC